AUGGGGAAGAAACGGAAGCGUGGCAAUUAUUCUCGAGCAGCAGAAGCAGGCCCUGUGCCGACGUCCAACAAUGGAUUUGGACUAGGCCAAACCCUAUCUUUGCUUCGUGAGCCUCCUGCUGCCGCGAGCCCAUUUUCUGGACAAACGGACAGCAACGCCGAUGAGGUUGAUACGGCAGGAGAUUGGCAGACAAUCGAGAAUAAGUCCAAAAAGAAAGCGAAGACAGGCAAAAGCAAGAGCAAGUGCCCCAGUCUUAUCUAUGUAAGCGGCCAGAUGCAAAACCCGAUCAAAAUUUCGGAUCUCCAAGGACUACUGCUUUAUUGCUUUGCGGAUGGCAUUGCUCCGCAAUGGGUAUCAAUCAAACAUUCAGGCCAUGUGAAAAAGGCCGUUGUUCUGAUGGUACCGGGUUUGGAGAUAGGAAUGCUUGACGGAUCGAUACCCUUAGCUUUGGAUAACAUGGCUUCGCAUAGCAUCAAGGAUGAUAAUGCUACAGUCGACGAAAAGCUUAGUGAAUAUGAGCAAUGGAAAAGAGGUCUUCCCCCUACUCAAGACUCACUUCAGCGCUCGAACCCAAAACCCCUGGUACAUGACCAGCUUCCACAACCCUUACAGCCACUAGCCGAUAUGUUCCCACAUGUUUGGCCAGUAAAAUCCCCUGGAGACACAAAAUACAAUAAACUUCACUCUCCUCUCCAGGCCAUCCUCAUGACUGCCUUACCAAAGUCGAAAGAAGACGGCCGUAGUACGGGGCCAAAAGCGCCUCGAGGCGCAUCAACUUGGAUGGCUCAGCGAACUUCAGUGACCACAUUUGUUGCGACUGUUCAAGAUUUAAAGGAAGGAGAGUAUGUUCUACAUCCAGCCGUGUUUUCCACCACUGGAGAGAAGCAAGCAUAUGCAGAUAUUCGACAAAGAGCGGGGCAAUCCCAAGAGCACGGUUGGGUCGAUACCCAUGUCGCCGACCUCUCCGACGGGAACGUUCCUAAAAACGAGAUACAAAAAGGGAGCAUUACCGCUGGUCGGCAGGUGCUGGGCCUUGAUUGUGAGAUGUGUAUCACUGAAGGUGGCGCCUCUGAACUUACUCGAAUAAGUCUUGUGGGAUGGGACGGCGAAGUUAUCUUGGACGAACUGGUCAAACCUGGUCGACCAGUGAUUGAUUAUCUUACUCAGUAUUCCGGAAUAACGAAAGAAAAAUUAGAUCCAGUUACGACAACGCUCUCCGACAUCCAAAAGCGGCUGCUCAAUAUUUUAACUCCGCGUUCCAUAUUAGUCGGCCACUCUUUAAACUCUGACUUAAGCGCUCUGAAACUAACGCACCCAUUCAUAAUUGAUACAGCCAUCAUCUAUCCACACCCCCGAGGUUCGCCACUUAAAUCAAGUCUCAAGUGGUUAAGUCAGAAAUAUCUUGGCCGGGAGAUACAAAAAGGACAAACGGGUCACGAUUCUAUCGAAGAUGCAAAGGCGGUUUUGGACCUCGUCAAACAAAAAUGCGAAAAGGGCGAGCGAUGGGGAACCAGUGAUUCCAACACUGAAAGCAUUUUUCGGCGACUUUCGCGAGCUUCGAGGGACAGCCGAGCGGCUCGAGCGGCCGAAGGCGAGGGUCGAACAGGUGCUGUAGUCGACUGGGGAAACCCAGAACGCGGCUUUGGUGCUCAAGCUACCGUUGCUCUGGGUUGCCGAGACGAUGAGGAAGUAGUUGUGUCAGUGGAUCGGGCCGUCAAUGGAGAUUCUGAUGGUCACGUUGUCCCCGGCGGCGGGGUGGACUUCACCUGGGCGCGUUUACGCGAGCUAGAGGUUAUCCGCGGCUGGUGUAAUCGAGUCCCUGGCACAUCAAAUACAGAUGAAUCUGCUCCUGUGCCUAUCAAACCAUCUUUGGGUGCCGACGACCCCGAGGCCCUUGGUUCCGCUGUGACGGCCAUGGUGGCACGUAUCAAGCGAAUCUAUGAAAGCCUGCCACCCUGCACGCUCUUUAUUGUAUACUCCGGCACGGGUGAUCCACGGGAGGUUGUUCGCCUGCAGGCUAUGCAUAAAACCUACAUGGAAGAGUUCCGCAGCCGAAAGCCGUGGGAUGAGUUGAGUGUCAAAUGGACUGAUACGGAGGAACAGGCCUUGAAAGCCGCAUUGCAAAAGGCCCGGAGUGGUUGUGGUUUUAUGACUGUAAAAUAG
Molecule: messenger RNA, 2163 nt
Organism: Uncinocarpus reesii 1704
Lineage: Eukaryota; Fungi; Ascomycota; Eurotiomycetes; Onygenales; Onygenaceae
Exons: 1
Coding region: 1-2163 (720 amino acids)
Cellular component (GO): nucleus
Molecular function (GO): nucleic acid binding; exonuclease activity
Source: RefSeq, a predicted model, not a curated record